This is a messenger RNA of Rubroshorea leprosula, 2885 nucleotides long. Lineage: Eukaryota; Viridiplantae; Streptophyta; Magnoliopsida; Malvales; Dipterocarpaceae. The record is from the annotation of a GenBank genome assembly.
GCUUCACGACCUGAGAGGUCGAUGGAAGCUGCUCGGACGACCGAGCUAAAAGAAAGAACCAGGGUUUAGAAUGGCCAUGGGAAAAAUCCUCUCUCGUCUGAUCCUUGAUGACCCCUUAAUCCCUUUACUAAAUAGGGGUGAACAGCCUGCUGCAGUAGUUGCCACCCGUAAUUCCCCAGCUUUAACCCUAUUGCACGACCUGAAACCUGGUCGGUUCCUAGACGACCUACUGGAGAAUCCAUCGAAGUCGUGGAAUGAAGUGAAUGAUAGGUCAGCAAGUUUCAUAUUGUCAGAAGACCUCCAAUCAUCUAAGUGGCGAGUUGACGAUAAACAAAGUAAGGAGCAUAAGCAGCUUGAAGCAAGGGAAAAGAAGAAAAAGCAGAAGAUACAGCAUUGGGUCAAGAGACCACCUCCUCAGACGCAUGAAUAUCCACGAGCUGACAAGAGCAAAUAUUGUGACUUUCACCAGGGUUAUGGUCAUAACACAGAUGACUGUCAGAGCUUGAAGGACAAGAAUAUUCCCAAUCUCAAGGACAGGGACAAGGAUAUCAACUCAGCGGCAACCAAAAUCAUUACUAGCGGGAUACCCCUACUGUCUGGCACAAGCAAUAUGAUUUCGGGUGACAUGCAUUCAGGAGGACAAAGUACCAGAGCACGGGAGGAGCCUAAUAUUGUGAUGCCCUAUGCAAACCCCUUUGUAGCAACAAUGCACAUAGGCAAUCAUAACGUCAACAAAGUCUUCAUUGAUACAAGUAGCUCUCCAGAUAUCUUAUAUUGGAGCUGCUUUCAGAAGAUGCAAUUAAACUCAGCUUCCAUGCAGAGAUAUGAAGGGCCGAUAUAUGGAUUCAAUAAUCAGCCUGUUCCGGUCAAAGGGGUGAUCACUCUUCCAAUCUAUGUAGGUACAGAGCCGCGGUUCAGGAUGGCGUCUGUCAGCUUCUUGGUGGUUAAGAUGGAGUCAGCAUACAAUGCCAUAAUUGGGAGAGCCACGUUGUGCAAGCUGAAAGCUGUCAUUUCCCAGCCACACCUUUGUAUGAAAUUCCCAACUCCUCAGGGAAUAAGGAUGCUUAAAGGAAAUCAAAAAAUGGCUAGAGCAUACUACCAUGACACUUUCAAGAAAGUUGAACCCGCUCCAAUGCCAAAACUCCUUCUCUGGUUACUAGACCAAACUAACCAGAUGAAAUGCUUGGAAUUCCGGCGGAGUUGGCAGUCCACAAGCUUAGCACUGACCCGACCAGAAGACCCGUGGUGGGUUAACUACUCACAAUGGGUGUCCAAUCCCGUGCUUGUCAAGAAGCCCAAUGGCAAGUGGAGAAUGUGCAUUGACUUCACCAACUUGAAUGACGCCUGCCCUAAGGACCCCCACCCAUUGCCUAAUGUUGAAAAGCUGGUAAAACGAGCUGCUGGUCAUGAACGCAUGCGUUUUUUGGAUGCCAGUUCCGGAUAUCAUCAGGUUCAGUUGUGGUUGGAUAACCAGGAAAAGACAGCAUUUUACGCGGGGGAUGCAAUUUAUUGCUAUGUUAUGAUGCCAUUCGGUUUAAAGAAUGCUGGUGCAACAUAUCAAAAGUUAGUUCAGGUCAUAUUCAAGCUUCAAAUCGGACAAAACAUUGAAAUGCGAUUAAACCCAUUGAAAUGUAUGUUUGCUGUGGAAUCGGGCAAGUUCCUGGGGUAUGUGGUGUCCAAGAAAGGAAUUGAGGUCAACUCGAAUAAGGUUGUGGUUGUGCAGCAGAUGGAACCUUCUAAGACAGUGCAAGAUGUGCAACGUCUAACAGGUCAUCUUGCCGCCCUACAUAGAUUCAUCGUCAGGUCGGCAGAAAAGUGCCUCCCAUUCUUCAGAGCUUUGCGAGAGCCAAAAAGUUUCCAGUGGACGAAUGAAUGCCAACAGGCUUUUGAUGAGCUUAAGCAAUACCUGGCAUCACCACCCUUGCUUUCCAAACCUGUUGAAGGAGAAAGGUUGUACUUAUAUCUAGGGAUAACAGAUGAGGCAGUCAGUUCAAUUCUGUUAAGGGAGCAAGAUAAACAGCAGAAGCCAAUCUGUUAUAUCAGCAAAGUCUUGGCUUAUUUCCAAUCUCACGAAAUCAUUAUCUACACCAACCUACCGCUAAAAAAGAUAUUGCAGAAACCAGAGCUUUCUAGUUGGCUAAUUGGAUGGGCGGUCGAGCUGAGCAAAUAUGACCUUAAAUUUCAACCGCGCACAGCCAUCAAGGGUCAAACUCUAGCAGACUUCAUAGUGGAGUGCCACCCACCAACUGUAGAAGAAGUCUUGCCGGUAGGACCGGUAUGGGCUUUGUUUGUAGAUGAGGCUACAAGCGUUGAAGGAUCAGAGGCAGGGGCAGUGCUUAUAGGGCCAAACGGUUUCAAAUCUGAGCAAGGGUUGAGAUUCAGUUUUAAGACCAUGAAUAAUGCUGCCGAGUAUGAAGCACUCAUUUAUGGUCUGAAGUUAGCAUCCGACCUGAGAGCGCAGCACAUAAGAGUCUUCAGUGACUCCCAACUUGUAGUAAACCAAGUAAAUGGAAGUUGUGAUGUUAGAGACCCUCAGCUCGGUCGCUACGCCUCUAUGGUUAGCAAGAUGAAGGCGAAAUUUAUUUCAUUUCAGAUUGAUAAGAUACCAAGGGCAGAUAAUAGACGAGCUGAUGAGUUAUCAAAGCUGGCUUCGUCACACGAUAUCAACCCUCAUAGGACGACAAUUGUUGAGAUCCUGGAUGCACUGAGCUACACUGACUUGAGGGACGAGUGCCUGCUAUUGAGUACAGAUCCCUGAUCACCGAGCUGGACUACACCACUGAUUAAUUACUUGCGAAGUGGUGAAUUGCCUAAGGAUCCAUCUAAUGCUCGAUUGAUUAGGCAUAGGGUGGCACAUUUUACUAUAAUCAAUGAUCAGUUGUAUA